UUUGCAUGCAGCCCAGGACUCCAAAGUCACCCUCCAAUGCAGCACUGUAUGCAAAGUAUCUUCUAUAUGGUCUUGUACAAGGCUGUCAUAUUUCACUCUGACACGGUGUUAUCUUUUUGAGUGGGAAAUAUAAAUACAUGAGGCCAAGCAUGGGUGUGGGCUGUUUUACAAUGCUUCAGCAAGAAACCAUCAGUAAAAUACACAGUAAAAUAUAUGGCAUCUGAGUUAUGCAUCAGUGUCACCAAGUACUUCCUGUUUAUCUUCAACCUAAUCUUUUUUUUGUUGGGGAUGGUCGUAUUGGGGUUGGGAGUCUGGAUAAUAUGUUCAAAGGAAACUUUUCAAUUACAGUUAUUUUCUGCCCAUCCCUACCUAUCCCUGUCUCUCUUCCCCUAUCUGCUGGUCAUCAGUGGCUCUGUCACCUUGUUAUUGGGCUUCUUUGGGAGCCUCGGUGCUCUGAAGGAGGUCAAAUGCAUGCUGGCAACUUAUUUCAUCCUGCUCACCGUGCUUCUUGCAGCUCAGAUAAUUGGUACAGUUGUGAUCUUCACGCAGAAAAAAGCAUUUGAGAUUUCUCUGGAAAAAUAUGUUAAAGACAUGAUUGCAUCAUUUGAGAUGAACAAUUCUACAACUCAAGAUUUAAAAAAAGAUCUAGAUGUCCUUCAAAGUCAGGCCCAGUGCUGUGGCUGGACAGGACAAGAAGACUUUCGUGAGGUCCCAUGCUCCUGUUACAAAACAAAUGCUACAGAUAAUCCCACUAAUCAAGGCUCAGGCGUCUGCUGUAAAUCCAUCUCAAAUUACACAUGUGUGGUGUAUGAAAAGAACUGCAGAGACACUAUUACAGGUUGGCUUCAUAUGCAUCUUAUGAGCAUUCUUGGAGUGGUGCUUGCUGUAGCUGUUGUAGAGUGUCUCCAGUGGGUGUGUCUUGUCACAUUCUGUUGUCUUAAUUGCACCUGUCAUUGUUGCCGACCAAGAAACACAUAUGGCAGCCAUGGUCAACUUUCCAGGUCUCAGCGUGGAUGUAAUAUUGUCAAGUGGAGCUUAUUCAAAUUAAUGCAGUAAUAUCACAGUGGAUGAUGCUUCAUUGAAGCAUGACAGAAUAUCAUAACAGAAUAUUAGGGCAACUGUAAAUUUUGUAAACAAUAUAGUUUCUCCUCUAUGAACAGUGUACGGUAAUUAAUAUAUUCACCAAUCUCUUUAUAGCAACUACCAUUGUAUGGUGGUAAAUAUCAUGUCAAUAGAGACAUUAUAGCAAUCAAUAACAAGUCACUGUGAUACUACAAUUUGAGGAAGGUAUUUUAAUUGGGAAGGGCAUAAAUUAAAUAAUUAUAUUUAGCAUUAUAUUAUUAAGAUAUAUUUAUAUAUAACUUAUGCUAUAAGUUAUACUGAAGAAAUAUUAUUAACAUUACUGCAUUUCCCAAAUCCUAACAGUGAGUUCAAUGUGGAGUAUUGGCAAGGUACACUGCAUAUGUUUUGCUGUGUAGUGCAUUGUGCAAUAUUUAGUUGAUUUUCUUUUCUUCUUUUUUUUUUUCUUUUUUUGUUGUCUUUUGUUUUUUUUUUGCAUGUGGUUUUAAUUGGGAAUUGUUGAUAGUACUGCCCUCUAUAUUUUUUUGUCAUUUUAUUUAAAUCUAAAAGAAUUCAUAUCACCUAUUCACCCUCUGUCUCAACAGAUAUGUGGUACCAUCCUUUCGAUGUGUCUGUAUAACCAGGCUACCUUGGAUUACUCCAUGCCUAUGUACUUUUAAACCAGAGUGGAGCGCAGGAAGAACAUCAGCAUAUAUGCAUACUGACAGUUAAUUUCUUAACACAUCAGUACUGAUUUCUGUACAUGGCAGCAGUACUUUAUCUUCUAACCCAAAAUCAUUAUUGGUUCCUGUACAUUAUUUUUUUUGUCAGUCUCAUAUCACUUUUGAUGUUAAUAAACAAUCAAUUCAAAUAA
Messenger RNA from Ictalurus punctatus (channel catfish), 1933 nucleotides. RefSeq names its product CD37 molecule (gene cd37). Bases 214 to 1056 code for a protein of 280 amino acids. The record is from RefSeq and is a predicted model, not a curated record. Gene Ontology annotation, cellular component: membrane. The transcript is spliced from 10 exons. NCBI's taxonomy places the organism in Eukaryota, Metazoa, Chordata, Actinopteri, Siluriformes, Ictaluridae.